This is a messenger RNA of Mya arenaria, 640 nucleotides long. RefSeq lists its product as uncharacterized. Bases 75 to 434 code for a protein of 119 amino acids. The transcript has 4 exons. Lineage: Eukaryota; Metazoa; Mollusca; Bivalvia; Myida; Myidae. The record is from RefSeq and is a predicted model, not a curated record.
GAAUAAUAAAGUGUAUUUCCGAAUAUUAGUUUUGAGACAGUAAAGUAAACAAAGAGAAUGAAACACACAGAAUAAUGAAUAUGUCUUUCUUAAGAUGUGUGUUUUUGUUGAUGCUAUUCGCGACGUUGUGUUAUUGUUUUCCUAGGAGAUGCAGGCAUUUAGCGGAUUGCAAAUGCGGUGAAUAUUGUGUGAAGUCCGACAGAAACGUACGCUGUAUGAGGAGACGCGACUGUGUCUGCAAGACAGGGUGUCUGGUUUUUAACACUUUCAUACCGGCUGGUCAGAAUAAGCCUGUUCAUUGUAACCGCUGUUCAUGCCCAGAAAACCCACAACUAAGCAAAGGAAUCCCUGGUUGUACUCGACGGUCGUGGUGUAACAUACCUCCAAGAACAGACGUCUACCUGAAUAAUCCGCACUGCGGACAGACAGGCUAAUGAGGCGGCGGCUAAGAUCGGCCAUAUUGAGAUGGUUCGCGGUUCAAACCACAAAUUUGAACGUUUUUCACCUUCUUUUAGCUCAACCAAUAUGAUUUUUGAAGCGCACUUGUUUUUCAUUAAACAUGUUUCAGCAUAUUCUUUUACCACCCAAGGAAAUCUUUCGGACUUGUGGGAGAUUCGAAAUAAAUAUGUUAGUUCACGUU